Molecule: messenger RNA, 1338 nt
Organism: Homo sapiens (human)
Lineage: Eukaryota; Metazoa; Chordata; Mammalia; Primates; Hominidae
Gene: IL13RA2
Product: interleukin 13 receptor subunit alpha 2
Exons: 10
Coding region: 98-1240 (380 amino acids)
Biological process (GO): cytokine-mediated signaling pathway
Cellular component (GO): plasma membrane; membrane
Molecular function (GO): cytokine receptor activity
Source: RefSeq, marked reviewed
CUUCCGGAUGAAGGCUAUUUGAAGUCGCCAUAACCUGGUCAGAAGUGUGCCUGUCGGCGGGGAGAGAGGCAAUAUCAAGGUUUUAAAUCUCGGAGAAAUGGCUUUCGUUUGCUUGGCUAUCGGAUGCUUAUAUACCUUUCUGAUAAGCACAACAUUUGGCUGUACUUCAUCUUCAGACACCGAGAUAAAAGUUAACCCUCCUCAGGAUUUUGAGAUAGUGGAUCCCGGAUACUUAGGUUAUCUCUAUUUGCAAUGGCAACCCCCACUGUCUCUGGAUCAUUUUAAGGAAUGCACAGUGGAAUAUGAACUAAAAUACCGAAACAUUGGUAGUGAAACAUGGAAGACCAUCAUUACUAAGAAUCUACAUUACAAAGAUGGGUUUGAUCUUAACAAGGGCAUUGAAGCGAAGAUACACACGCUUUUACCAUGGCAAUGCACAAAUGGAUCAGAAGUUCAAAGUUCCUGGGCAGAAACUACUUAUUGGAUAUCACCACAAGGAAUUCCAGAAACUAAAGUUCAGGAUAUGGAUUGCGUAUAUUACAAUUGGCAAUAUUUACUCUGUUCUUGGAAACCUGGCAUAGGUGUACUUCUUGAUACCAAUUACAACUUGUUUUACUGGUAUGAGGGCUUGGAUCAUGCAUUACAGUGUGUUGAUUACAUCAAGGCUGAUGGACAAAAUAUAGGAUGCAGAUUUCCCUAUUUGGAGGCAUCAGACUAUAAAGAUUUCUAUAUUUGUGUUAAUGGAUCAUCAGAGAACAAGCCUAUCAGAUCCAGUUAUUUCACUUUUCAGCUUCAAAAUAUAGUUAAACCUUUGCCGCCAGUCUAUCUUACUUUUACUCGGGAGAGUUCAUGUGAAAUUAAGCUGAAAUGGAGCAUACCUUUGGGACCUAUUCCAGCAAGGUGUUUUGAUUAUGAAAUUGAGAUCAGAGAAGAUGAUACUACCUUGGUGACUGCUACAGUUGAAAAUGAAACAUACACCUUGAAAACAACAAAUGAAACCCGACAAUUAUGCUUUGUAGUAAGAAGCAAAGUGAAUAUUUAUUGCUCAGAUGACGGAAUUUGGAGUGAGUGGAGUGAUAAACAAUGCUGGGAAGGUGAAGACCUAUCGAAGAAAACUUUGCUACGUUUCUGGCUACCAUUUGGUUUCAUCUUAAUAUUAGUUAUAUUUGUAACCGGUCUGCUUUUGCGUAAGCCAAACACCUACCCAAAAAUGAUUCCAGAAUUUUUCUGUGAUACAUGAAGACUUUCCAUAUCAAGAGACAUGGUAUUGACUCAACAGUUUCCAGUCAUGGCCAAAUGUUCAAUAUGAGUCUCAAUAAACUGAAUUUUUCUUGCGAA